This is a messenger RNA of Fomitopsis serialis, 2230 nucleotides long. RefSeq names its product glycoside hydrolase. The transcript is spliced from 10 exons. Gene Ontology annotation, biological process: glycogen biosynthetic process. Gene Ontology annotation, molecular function: hydrolase activity, hydrolyzing O-glycosyl compounds; cation binding; 1,4-alpha-glucan branching enzyme activity. The record is from RefSeq and is a predicted model, not a curated record. Bases 124 to 2085 code for a protein of 653 amino acids. Gene Ontology annotation, cellular component: cytoplasm. NCBI's taxonomy places the organism in Eukaryota, Fungi, Basidiomycota, Agaricomycetes, Polyporales, Fomitopsidaceae.
GUCGACUCCAGAGUCCGCCAAAGUCCACUGGCACCACUGGCGCCUCCAGUCUCUCUCCAUAUAUGCUCAUAACGCGCUGAUCGCUGUCCCCUUCUUCCCCCACCCACCUCGCCGCCCAUCCAGAUGCCCACCGCACAGCUCGACGCGAAGACUGUGCUCGAUGUCGACCCGUGGCUCGAGCCCAAUGUUCCUGCGAUCAUCCACAGGCACGACCUCUUCCGCAAGUGGAAGGACACUAUCGAGCAGAGCGAGGGCGGAUAUGAUUCGUUCACGAAGGGCUACCUCAAGUAUGGUCUACUUGUGAACCCCGACGGGAGCGUCACGUACAGGGAGUGGGCACCGAAUGUGAAGGAGGCUGUCUUCAUCGGCGAUUUCAAUGACUGGAACAGAGACUCUCACCCGAUGACGAGGGACCAGUAUGGCGUUUGGGAGAUCACCAUUCCUGCAAAGGGGCCGGGGGUCUGCCCCAUUCCUCACGACUCCAAAGUCAAGCGCAUUGAACGCCUCCCAGCAUGGAUCAAGCGCGUCACGCAAGACUUGUCAGUCUCACCGGUGUAUGACGCACGGUUCUGGAAUCCAUCUGAGACAGACCGAUACAAAUUCAAGAACGUAAAACCCCCGAAACCUCGUAGCGUGCGGAUCUAUGAGGCGCAUGUCGGCAUUUCGACGACAGAGUAUCGCGUCGGGACAUAUAAAGAGAUCAGGGACCUCGGCUACAACACGAUUCAGCUCAUGGCCGUCCUGGAGCACGCGUAUUACGCCUCGUUUGGGUACCAGGUCACCAGCUUCUUCGCUGCUUCCUCGCGGUAUGGCACUCCAGAAGAGCUGAAGGAGCUAAUUGACACCGCGCAUGGCAUGGGCAUCACGGUACUCCUCGACAUGGUGCAUUCGCACGCGUGCAAGAACGUCCUGGAUGGACUAAACCAAUUUGACGGUAGUGAUCACCAGUACUUCCACGAGGGCGGUAAGGGCCGACACGAACUGUGGGAUAGUCGGCUGUUCAACUAUGGUCACCACGAGGUGCUCCGGUUCCUCAUGAGCAACCUCCGCUUCUGGAUAGAGGAGUACCAGUUCGAUGGGUUCAGGUUCGAUGGUGUCACUAGUAUGAUGUACGUCCACCAUGGUAUCGGGACCGGCUUCAGUGGUGGAUACCAUGAGUACUUUGGCGAAUUUGCCGACCUGGAGGCGAUCGUGUACUUGAUGCUGGCGAACGAUGCGAUGCACACGCUCUACCCGAACAGUAUCACUAUCGCCGAAGACGUCUCUGGUAUGCCGCUUCUCUGUGCCCCCGUCCCGAAAGGCGGCGUCGGAUUCGACUACCGGCUGUCGAUGGCGAUCCCGGACAUGUGGAUCAAGCUCCUCAAGCACAAGAGCGACGACGAGUGGGAGAUGGCCAACAUCGUGCACACGCUCACGAACCGCCGCUACCGCGAGAAUAGCAUCGCGUACGCGGAGAGCCACGACCAGGCGCUCGUGGGCGACAAGACGCUAGCGUUUUGGCUGAUGGACAAGGAGAUGUAUACGAAUAUGAGCGAUAUGUCGGAGUAUACACCGGUCAUUGCGAGGGGAAUCGCAUUGCACAAGAUGAUUAGGCUACUCGUUCACUCGCUCGGUGGCGAGGGAUACCUCAACUUCGAGGGCAAUGAGUUCGGUCACCCUGAGUGGCUGGACUUCCCGCGCGAGGGUAACGGCAACUCCUUCCACUACGCCCGCCGCCAAUGGAAUAUAGUCGACGACCCCCUCCUGCGCUACAAAUACCUCAACGAGUUCGACAAGGCGAUGAACCAACCGAGGAGCGGUACGGGUGGCUCGCUGCGGAACCCGCGUACGUCUCCCUCAAGCACGAGGUGGACAAGGUGGUCGUUUGAGCGCGCGGGGCUCCUGUUCGUGUUCAACUUCCACCCGACGAACAGCUUCACGGACUACCGCGUGCGUGUUCUGAGCAGCGAUGAGAAGCGGUUUGGAGGCUUUGCGAAUGUGCUACUUGGGGGAGAGUAUAUCACGACUCCGAUGGAGUGGAACGGACGCAAGAAUUGGCUGCAGGUAUAUAUCCCGUCGCGUACGUGCAUCGUGCUUGCGAAGUAGACUCACUGGAAGUAGGAAGGCAAAGGCUGAAACGUGGAUACUUGGAGUGCUAUGGCUGUGUGGAAUAUGGAAUCGUAAAUUUCUUGUAGCAUAUCAAACGAAUGUACACAACGAAGUGUAGCAGUGUUAGAAGAUCACCACCUGC